Messenger RNA from Hyaloscypha bicolor E, 1173 nucleotides. Its product is annotated as FtsJ-domain-containing protein. The coding region runs from base 1 to 1173 and encodes 390 amino acids. Gene Ontology annotation, molecular function: tRNA methyltransferase activity. The record is from RefSeq and is a predicted model, not a curated record. Gene Ontology annotation, cellular component: cytoplasm. The transcript is spliced from 2 exons. NCBI's taxonomy places the organism in Eukaryota, Fungi, Ascomycota, Leotiomycetes, Helotiales, Hyaloscyphaceae. Gene Ontology annotation, biological process: tRNA methylation; cytoplasmic translation.
AUGGGAAAAUCCUCGAAAGACAAGCGUGAUGCUUACUACAGACUCGCAAAGGAGCAAGGAUGGCGCGCACGGAAAUUCGACCUCUUUGCCGAUGUAACACGAGUGGUAGAUCUCUGCGCAGCGCCCGGAAGCUGGAGCCAGGUCUUAUCUAGGGUCUUGAUCAAAGGAGAGAAAUUCGGACGUUCAGCAUGGGAAGACAAGCAGGAGGUGUUGCGACAACAAAUGCUCAAGAUUUCCGGCGACAACACCGAGACUGAAGAAGCAAACGAUGAGGUGGAAGACAAAUCUGAAAAGGAGCCUGAACUCAAACCUCGAAAAGAUGUCAAAAUCGUUGCAAUCGACCUACAGCCUAUGAGCCCUCUCGAAGGCAUCACGACCCUCCGCGCCGACAUCACGCACCCCGCAACGGUACCCCUCCUCCUGCGCGCUCUUGACCCUACUUACGACCCCGAAUCCAAGUCCCAGCAUGCCUCACAUCCCGUCGACCUCGUCCUAUCAGACGGCGCGCCAGACGUCACCGGCCUGCAUGAUCUCGACAUCUACGUGCAAUCACAACUCCUCUUCGCCGCCCUCAACCUCGCACUCUGCGUCCUACGCCCUGGAGGGAAAUUCGUUGCCAAGAUAUUCCGAGGCAGGAAUGUGGAUCUCUUAUACGCACAACUGAAGAUAUUUUUCGAGAGAGUGGUUGUUGCGAAACCGCGGUCCAGUCGCGCGAGCAGUGUCGAGGCCUUUAUCGUCUGCUUGAACUUCUCUCCUCCGGGGGGGUUUAAAGCUAGUCUUGAAGAGCCAUUGGGUGUUGGAGACAAGCUGCCGAAUAUGGUUAUGGCGAGAGUACGACAGGAGCCGAUCAUUGCUCGUACGUUCUUGCAAGACCCAAGUACUGGGUCCUGGUCUGGGUGUAAAGCCAAACCUCCCUUGGUUCAGAAUGAGGAUGGCGUGUUCGAGCUCAGUCUUUCUGAGGAUGAAGAAGACGCGAGGCAGAAUGGGAGGUGGAUUGCUCCCUUCCUGGCUUGUGGGGAUCUCUCUGCUUUUGAUGCAGAUGCUUCGUAUCAUUUAUCAAAAGACAGAGUCACUCUGGAUCCCGUGCAGCCUCCGACUGCACCUCCAUACAAGCGCGCUCUCGAGAUGAGGAAGGCUGCUGGAGGGGCCUAUGGGAAGACAAACCUGAAGUGA